AUGAUGGCGACGGUGCGCCGCGUUGUGUGCUUGUUGGCUGCUGCUCUGUGCUGCACGGCCUUGUGCGUGACGGCUGCGGCUGAAGCUACCGGUGCCAGCCCUCCAGGCGGAACGAGUCCAGCAACCAGUGGACCUGCGCAGGCGGAAUCUACCACGGACCAGACCGAUGUGGAGGCCGCGAAGAAGAAGGCGGAUGCAGUCCGUGCGAAGGACGCGCUGGGGAACAUGACGGCUGCGGUGGAGAGGGUCAUCAAGGUGGCUGACUACGCACUGCAGGUUGUUGUCUCGGAGGUGGCGAUGCCGGCGCUUGCGAUCUCGUAUUAUGCGCUGGUGAACCUGAGUGAGGUUGUGCCUCCUAGUAAAGAGUCUAAGAUGGGGGUGCCGGUGAAACCCGAGGCUGACUCAUCUGCGACUGACGCGAAUUUUGUAACGAGCGUCAGGGACGCUGCGUCAAAAGAAAAGAUUGCACAGGCCGCAGCCAGCGCUGCGAAGGCGAAGGCGCUGUUCGCUUUGCUGGGAGAUGCCCCGACGAAGGCGGUGACCAGCGCCAAGAACGCGGAGCAGCAUGUCCGGGAUACCCUGCAAAGUACUACUGCGGCUGCGGGAGAGGCGUUCACUGCGCUGACGAAGGCGGUUGAGAUCGUUGCGAAGUCGAGCGCCGUGGCGGAGGAAUGCCGGACUGAAGUGGACAAGAUUGCGAAGCUGAUGGAGAGUGUCUCUGGUGCUGUGGACGCAGCAGCGAAUCUGACGUCGAGUGUCUCUGAUUUCGCUAACGCAACAGCGGCUGCCAGCAGUGCAACAAAUACUGAAGCCUCGAAGGAUAUCGAAACCCUCAAAGCAUUAAGAAACGAUUUCGUUCCUGUGGCGGACCUUGUGCAUGACACUCUGGAGAAGAGCGUGGAGGUAACUAUUUCCGCCGCUCGUAUGCUGAACCGCACCCGGAAACUGCUCGGCGUUGCGAAGGGUUUGACGCUGGACACUGAGGACGCUGUGCAGACGACCAUUGCAGCGAAGGCGGCGGCCGAAGGCUUGCUGAAGAAAGCAGAAGCUGUGCUGCCGCAGGUGGAGAAGAAGCUGGAAGAGACCGUGAAGAAGGUUGACGAAGGGCAGUUCGCCACUGCUGUGAAUGAGGUGCGUGAGCGCAGUUCUGGUGCUGACGGCGGCCUCAAACUACCUAUUCCUGCGCCACGGGAGACACCCGCCGCCGUUACCGAAGCACUGGAAACUGAAAUGAAAGCUACCGACGCUGAGAAGCUGAUUGCAGGCGUUGACGGCAGCGACAUCCCCGCGUGGGUGCGUGCCCCACUGAUGCUGCUGCUGCUGCUGGCCUGUGUGGCCGUGUGGUGA
Molecule: messenger RNA, 1347 nt
Organism: Trypanosoma grayi
Lineage: Eukaryota; Euglenozoa; Kinetoplastea; Trypanosomatida; Trypanosomatidae
Exons: 1
Coding region: 1-1347 (448 amino acids)
Source: RefSeq, a predicted model, not a curated record